Moneuplotes crassus is the source of this 848-nucleotide messenger RNA. The record is from the annotation of a GenBank genome assembly. Lineage: Eukaryota; Ciliophora; Spirotrichea; Euplotida; Euplotidae.
CUGAAGAGGAUUUGUCUGCAUCAAUUCUUCAAAAUCCAUUAACUACCUCGACAUAUUGAGUUUUCUUCCAAAGGCUUAAACUUCAGACUUAUAAAUAUUUCAAUUAACACUCUUUCGUGAACCCAACUUAAACUUUCUGAUGGAUUCUGACAUUAGUCUAAUUCCUCGGCCACCUCUAAUUAUGCAGUCUAGAGAAGUCUAUUCUGAAAGAAACCAAGAAGCAAGAUAUCACCAGAUGCCAGAGCAUUGUCUAUAAGAUUUGAUCUGGACAAGGAGAGAUUAACCCAUUGGAUUCAGAGUCUGGAGAAGUUCCACGAAAUAGUAACCUUUGGAUUUAUUGCAAAGAGUUUAAAUAUGAGAAGCUUGCGCAAAAUUUAAAGUAUCUCAAGUUCUUUGAUAUAAGCCAGAUUUGGGUUCAUGGCAUCAGUUCUAAAAAUAGACAUUUUGCAGAUUUCUUCGAAUUCUCGUUCCCAAAUAAAACUAAUUCGAUCCAUUUCUAUUCCAGCAAUAAAAUGGAUCUGAAUAGGGCCAAUUACUUAAACUCCCUGACCAGGCUCAGUUCUAAAGUCAUUCAAAGAGUUACACUCGAGUCUUUCAACAUUGGCCUCCCCCAACUGAAGAGACUGGUGGCAGCUUACAAACAUGUCAGAGUGAUGGGAUUGAUUCAAUGCACCUUAUCUAUUCCAAGUGUUCCUGAUUUUUCAAAGGCUCUUACUAAUUGCCAAAUUCAGGAACUAAAUUUAGAAGGAUCAGGAGAUUUCUUACAGAAGUGACUGGGGGAACAAUCUUGACCAGUUCAAGAACUUGAUACAAGGACUAGCUAGUUCUCAGGAUUUAAGAUUGAGUCU